AUGCCGGUUGUGCCCGACUCCAGAAAAUUUUAUAUUGUACACGAUGGGAGAAUAUUUCGAUUUCUAAUAGACUCAAGAAUAUCUACAUUUAGCCUCUCUAGUGUAGAAUCUUCAAAAGAGGUGCAAAUAUCCGGUAAUUUUACAAAGCUAUUGAGUAUCUACCCACUAGACGGGUCCACGCUCGCAAUUGCAGGCCUAGACAAUGAUGGUAAAAAUUGUACCUGGUUGUGCAGUGUUGAAGGGUCAAAUGUAAGCCCGUAUGCCCAGAUUUCUGACAAUUUGCCCCUGGCCGUGCAGUCAGAUCUGCAUAUAACAUACAUCUUGGCCAAUGAAACAACCCUUGAGCUCUGGGAUCACAAGCUGGCUCAGCCCUUCAAGAAGCAAUUUGACGAGGUUAUCCUUGCCAUUGAAGUUAACCGUAGGCUAGGCAUUUUAGCUGCCUUUGGCGAAAAAAGCAUCCAUUUGAUAGAGGAGGAUUCGGCACAUGAAGUUAAGCACAAUUCGACAAUAAAGUUAUCAGAUGGAAGCAGGGUACACCCUCUGGCCUGGGGUCCGCUAAAAACGCUUGCAAUAGGAGGAGAUAGGGUAGUAAGGUAUAUUUCCGGUUCCAAAUGGUCUCUAUAUAGCUUCCAAACUGCAGCAGGGUCUACGCAUGUCAGUACUAUUACAUUGGUACGCUUUUUAGCACAGGGCGAUAAUACCCUACUAGUUACUGGCUCCAACGACGCCCUUAUAAUUUGGGAUUUUGAUGAAGAAGCACAGUUGAGCAAGAUAAGCCGAAGUCUAGCUUGGCCUUCAGUUGUCGAUUUCUUUCAAAAAGAUGGCAAACUUUUUCUCUACUACCACGACGAAGCCGAAUUGCACGUGGAACCUUUGGAAAUCGGAGGAAAGAAGAAGAAGAAUUUGGUGAAGGGAAGCUCUAAUUUUGUGGAUCUUGACGCUGAGGAGAGCCCAGUGCAAGAAGAGUUAUUUGUUAGUCCGACAAAGCAUUCAACAUCCACACCCUCUAGUCUGGGCGAUGAUAACACUAUUGUGGACGGAGACUACCAAAAUGAUUCACUACACACAAUGGUUAUAAAUAUGCAAAAGAAAAUUAAUGCACUCGAGUCCCUUCUUGGGAAUUUGUCAAAAAAUGCUGAGUGUGAUGAUAUGAUCGUUACACCCGGCCAGUGUCCACCGCCAAUAGACGCAGCCGAUCAAUGGUGUAUGUUUUGGAAUCAGUUGGGCCAUGUAUCAAAGUCAUCUGUGCUAGGCAAUCAAACAAUUCACAUUCACAUGUUCUCCGGACCACAUGCAGGCAAUAUCAAGGUGGCGGAUAAGUAUAAUUGUUCUUUAGUGUCGCUUUACUCUAACGGAUACGCUGUAUCGGCGGAUAUCCAGAACUCAGACACAGCAAAUUCAAUCCUCUCCUUCAGUCUAUUCACUGGGGCCGCCAAUUGGGAACGACGAACCCGUGCAGGUGAGACCAUCAAGGCUAUAGCCCUAGGGGCCACUUUUUUGGCAAUGGUAACCAGCGCCAAUACGCUUUACGUCUUCUCCCCAGGCGGCAGCUUGCUGUCGGCCUCGCAGCUAUCCGGCCCAUGCGCUGCGCUUGCAGGGCAUGGGCCCUUGCUAAUUGUCAUAACCAAAUUUGGUGCCAUAGAUAAUUGGACCGGAUUAGCACAUUAUCAGCAUGUGUUGUUCGUAGUAGAUUCAGUCAAGAGCUACUCAAAGGACAGAGCAGGCUGUUUAACGAUACUGUCCAAAGAGACGUUUUCGUUGCCAAACCCGAUCAAUGGCACUGUUGGGAUCGAUUGGAUCAAUAUUUCUGACAAUUUAAUCUGCCACAUUAGGUCUCAAGGCACUGUUUAUGGGCUGUAUCCCACAGGCAUGGAUCUGGCCGGUCAAUUCAUUCUGCAUUGGAUGCCCCUAGUCAACCUGCAGGACAUGGGCAACUCCGUGAACUCGCUUCUGUUCCCCCUCUACGUCGAACUAGAUAAGAUCUGCUACGUGAAGCUGCGUCCAGGGCAUCUUUAUCCCACCUCAAGCGUGCCGGUCAACUUCUUCGGCUACUCUCUCCUUAAAUCAUACCUACGUAUAGACCCGCUGGUAGCCAGUGCAGUGCCCCUCAAGAGGUACAACUCGCUGCUGUCGGAGGACCCUCAGCUUAAGGAAAUGGUAAAGGGAGAGGACGGUAAUCUGCGAGUGGCGGACGAAGUUGUGGCACUGGACUGGAUGAUUUAUGACGAGAUGCGGUACCGUCUGUCCCUGUAUGCCAACCAGUUCAGCUUUGCUUCGCUUUUGACACAGAGUGGCGCCUUAGACCCGGCCAUCCAUGUGCCAGUUGACAGCUGGUCAGCCAAGAUCAGCGAAUGUCACAAAAUAUCUGACAAGUGGGCGUUGAGGAUCAUUCGGAAGACAUUUGAGGACAAGAAGACCCAGUGCACUUCCCGCGAAGCGCUGUACAUGAUCAAGGGUGUCAAGGGUCUAGACAUUGCGGCCUCUAUUAUCGGCCCUCUCAACCAGCAAUUUGUUGAAGACGCCAGGAAGAUCAAGUUACGCCGCCUGGAGGCAGAGUCUCCGACUCUGUCAUAG
Babesia microti strain RI is the source of this 2574-nucleotide messenger RNA. RefSeq names its product conserved Plasmodium protein, unknown function. Gene Ontology annotation, molecular function: protein binding; chromatin binding. Gene Ontology annotation, biological process: DNA repair; mitotic cell cycle; DNA-templated DNA replication. The transcript is spliced from 11 exons. The record is from RefSeq and is a predicted model, not a curated record. Bases 1 to 2574 code for a protein of 857 amino acids. Gene Ontology annotation, cellular component: nuclear replication fork. NCBI's taxonomy places the organism in Eukaryota, Apicomplexa, Aconoidasida, Piroplasmida, Babesiidae.